CUAUUCCGUUGACCCCCUACUUCAACUGUUUUAAUCAUAAACUAGCAACAAAUUUUUGGUUUAAAAGUUUGCUAAUUGUACUAAAAUAGGACAAAGGUAAAUGGGUUUUGAAAACUCUUUUGUGGAAGGAUCACUCGGGUGUCGCUUCCCCCCUAACUACUACCAUGAUAUGUGAAUUGGAAUGACUGUUUGGGGCAAGGUAUGUCACUCGACCCUCUCGGUUUAGGCAAUCAAUAAUUGACUUACUCCCUCAAUCAACUCAAAGGUCGGACGACUUAAUCACGAUUGACCUAUUUGAUUAAUUCAACACUGAAGGUUGCUCUAAAUUAACCUAGUUAGGUGGCUUAAAAUCUUAAGGAAAACCAACUCGAUUGAGUCUCCCUUGGAAGGGGGAUUUUCCUCUCUAAGAUAGGUUAAGGUGGCUAAUUAGAUUGCUAGCACCAACAUGCAUAAACCUAAGGGUGCUAAGCACAAUUAUGCACAAUCCUUAGGUUGCUAAGCACCAAAAUGCACAAACCUAAGGAUGCUAAGCACAAAACAUGCACAACCCUUAAGUUGCUAAGCACAAGCAUGCACAAUCAAUCAUGAAAAAUACCUCAUCCAUUGAAUUAAACAAUACCCAAUGACAAUCAUUCAAUUCACAUAAAAGAAACUACAUGGUAGAGUUAGGGUUUCACAACACCCAAGUGAAAGGAGAUCUACUCCAUGCUAGAAAUGGGAAAAAAACAAAGAGAAUAAGAGGAAACCAUCUUGGAGGAUGCUCCCAAUCUCCUUGGCCCUUGUGUUGAGAUUUCCUUGGAGGAAAUCUUCCCAAAAUCCACCUUGAAGCAAAACCCUAACCUUCCUCUUCUUUGGUUCGUGUUUCUCUCUCUAGAAAUAUGAAGAAGGAUUUUCACACAAAGAGGGCUCUCCCCUCUCUCCUCCUUUCAGCUCAUCAUUUAAAUCAGAGACAAGCUCAGUUCACGGCCUGAGUUCACGGCCGUGAUCCAGGAAACGUGUCCGUGAACUACAGGCGUGCGCCAAAACGCACCGCUUCGAUCUCUUUUGUUAACGGUCAACAGCCUUUGUUCACGGUCUUAGUGACCGUGAACUCACCUUGCGUCAAUAACCUCCGUUUUGGCUCUAGACGCCUCGCGAUUCACGGCCAAGGGCUCUUCUUCACGGUCGUGCAAGACCGUGAACUUCCUCGGAUAGCUGUGAACCUACCCUUUUUCACCUCUUCUCCCGAUUUUCGAUCCUUUUCAUCCAACUUUCGACUCCGAGGCUGGUUUCACCUGAUAAAACCUGAAACACACUAAAACACGGAGAACCUAGCAUAAAACCAACCCUUUAGGAGUGAAUUUGACACAAACAUCUAUGUAAAAUAGGGGCAAAACAUGUACAAUUGGGCCCGAAUCACUCCCCCACACUUAGACGUUUGCUUGUCCCCAAGCAAACCAUUUCACACAAGGUAAUAUUUCAACCUACACCAAUACUUUGGGGACAGCUCAAAGUGCACAAAGUGGGAAUUAUCAAUGGCUAUUGGCAAUCAAUACAUGAACCGUUGGAAGCAAUACCGACAUCCACCACAAACGACAUUCGAAGCCACCAAAAAAGGGCAAACGAAAAGUUCUCACCUUGUUCGUGGAUCAAUGCAAGUCGCAACAAGACCACUUAUUUACCACAACUGACCAUGCAUGGAAUUCAAGUCCGAGGAACAAAUGGAAAUGCAACAAAGGUCCUCACCAGGGUAUGAUAUGACAUGCAAAGCAAGAAUGAAUCACUCACUCUCAAGACCAAUGGGGUCGGGACCUUUUUGGUGCAAAAGAUGUGCACAAUCAUAACUCUCGGACCUAUCAUCUCAGUACCACGGCGGUAACUUCUAGAUGCUAGAGUUCAUGGGAUGGUUGUCAACACUAGGUCGUCCGGAGGUCUUAGACACGGGUUCAGAUGACUGGCAAUUGUCUUGGACAUGGGAAAAAGGCUUUUUGGGAGGUGGCAAUCAUGACGUGAAGUUCUACAUCUUCAACCUAAACCCGAAGGUUCUAUGGUUUCUACUAAAACUCCUCUUUUCAAUCCAAGACCACUAACAUCGGCCAAAACCCUUAUCUCUCCUUUGCAAACUAUCACCCAUCGUGAACUACAUUGAAGCACUCUUCCUCGGUCUACUCUUGGUAGCACAUAAAGGUUUGGUAGUGAAGGAGUUCUAAAACAAUGUCGGGAUUUCGAUGGCUUGGGUGCCAAGAAACCCCUCCUACAGCAUGUACUUUGGUUUUUCGUGGAACUCUGUACUUUAUUUUCCCCAUUUUAUUACCUCUUUUUCGUUUCUCUUUUCUUUUCUUUUCGAGGGGGGUACUAGAGAGUAAAAACACUUGUCACCUAUACAUUUAACGACCAAUGCUCUCUUUUUGAGGAACUCACUCCAACACUACACUUCAAUUUUCUCAUCCCUAGCAAGGACCGCACACGAACCUCCCAUGUAGAACCUCUAUGGAAACUCAAAGGCGAGAGCUCCGGGACACAAGGACGACUCAUGUUUAGACAAGAAGAAAGGAUUGAGGUCGUUCUAUUAACAACAUUAAGCUCACACGCACUAAGCUCCUAAAUUGAGAACGACACUCGAAGUCACAAGGCUGAAAGGGGUUGACUAAAGGAUGACACAUUUCGGGACAAUCAACAUUUGGGCAUGGACUAAUCCUAUGCCUCCAUCAUACUUACUAGUGACAACUUGUGAUGCUACACACCAUGGUAAGAGGGAACUAUCACACCGGAAGAAAACGAUCGGCUCAAAGCUCACAGGCUACCUAGUUACCCAACCAUAUAUUCCAAUUCACAAACACGAUGCAUGGCAAUCGUAAGCAACAAGUGAUCAAGUCAAGACAUCCAUUCAUUUAUGCACACAUGAGAACUAAACUUUUGCACUAUCCUAAUGAACUUCUCAAUCAUCAUCAUAGGAUAUAAUCGAUCACAUGCAAUAAUUUAAGAUCAAUGCAGUAAACACGAGAAUUUCCCACCAUCCGGCCACUUUGCUCAUGCAAACAUUGCUUGGAUCCCACAAAAUUUUGAAAUUUGUGCAUACAAAAGGCUCCAGGCAUUUAUCACAGUCACACAAGCGUACUAGUAAACUACCCCCCCCCCCCCCCCCCCCCCCCCACACUUAAACUCGACAUUGCCCUCAAUGGCGUAAGAAAGGGGUAGAAUGAUGUUACCGCUUGGGCUUGGUGAGUGAAAGUUGGAAUUGCACCAGGGUAUGAUAAUUCAGCUUCAAGGAGAGACAAAAAAACACACACACACACACACAAAUACAAUACGAACCGCUCGAGGCAAGGUUAUUACAAGCACAAUACAUAGUAGUAGUUUAUGUCACACACUCACACAAAAUGAAGAAAAAUAACAAAAACAAAAUAAAACAAGUUCAGGGUUACAAGUAGAGAAGUGCGGCGAAAGGACUCCGCUCUGCCACAUGUCUCACUCGUCGCCUACCUCUCUCCGGUGGAAGGACCCUCUCCAGAAUCGGGUAGGAUACCUUGGCGUCAAGCCAUAAGAUCGAGGAUGUCGGUCUGCCGGCCGAGGCGGGAUGAGAAUCCCAUGAAGUUCGUCUAUAGGCGAUCCUCCGUCUGAACGAGGGGAUCACCUGCUGGUGGUGGUGGCUGCUGUGCAGGGCGCUGGGCGGUGGCGGCAGGCGGGUGCAUUAGCAGGUGGUUGCUUUGUUGCUGGCGGGACCUUGGGAUCAGGCUCCACUAGAGCCGGUUGAUAGACCAUUAAUUACACAUGUUUUCACCCCUGUUCUUACACCGUUUGAGAUGUGGUUUCUCGUGUUUUAGACUGAUUUCACGCUAGGUUGUGCUUGUUUGUGAUAUUUCAGGUCCUGGCAAGUGAAUGAAGGUUUAGGAGCGAGUUCGGGGUCGAUUGGGCGAAUAUCGGGCGCGAGGCAAGUCACAAAGGAAGUCGCACGGGCACAUCCACAACCUGCACGGCCGUGCAAGUGACCAGUUUGGCCGUGUGGGAUUGUGCGAGAGCAAACACGGGCAGAGCAGAAAAUCCACACGGCCGUGCAAGGUGAGCUGCACGGCCGUGCAAGGUGAGCUGCACGGCCGUGCAAGGUGAGCUUCACGGCCGUGCAAGGUGAGCUGCACGGUCGUGCGACCCUGGCCGUGUAAGAAGCCUGGAAUUCAACUAAUCGAUACGCUGCGUUUUGACUCGCAUGGGCAACUGGGUGAGCUGCACGGCCGUGCGGCCUGCCCGUGUGAGUCGGGAGUUGCUGGUUAAAACCCGAUUUUCAGCCAAAGGAAAGGGGAGAGCUGGGUUUUGGAUCCCAAACACCCAAGAGACGAACCAAAGAGAGAAAGGGCGAUCUGAGGGCAUUCUAAGAGUGGAAUUGGAGGAUUUCUUCGCCUUGGAAGCUCGAGGAACAAGCCCAGACUUGAAGACUGAUCAUCUGAAGAUUCUUACUGCAGUCUCUUUCUUCUCUAUGGAGUAACUUCCCUUCACUAAGGUUUUGAGGAACCCUAGCUAUGUUUGUUUGAUUGGAUGAUUGUAUGAGUACUCUGACUUGAUAAUCUUGAGUUCACAUUCAAUCUAUGCAUGUUUUCAUGAUUCAAUUAUGCUUUAGUCGAGAUUAUUGAUUCUGCUUUGAUCCUAUGAGAGGGAAUACCUGAUUAGGUCAAUAGAGCACCAUAGAUUGAUAGUAGUGGAUCGAUUGCUUUAGUCGAGGGUUGAUUCACUGCUUUGUAUCGAUUGAGAACCUCUUUCGAUAGAGGGAGUCUAGUUCAGAACACCUUGAUAAGUUUUUCUAGAGAAGGAUACAUCCCUCUAGGCAAUUGACUCAAGAGGGCCUUGUUCCUUUAGUCGAGACUCAAGGUCUAGUCAAGGAUUCUCCGCAUUGUGAAUGAAAGUGAAACAAGUUAGAAAUCAUCAAUCAUUAGUCUGGCUAGUGGCUAGGGGGAAUCAUACCUAAGUGAGUUCCCAACCUGUAAUUAGAUUAACUUUAACUGUAGUUUGCUAGAGUAGUUUUAGUUCUUUCAUCUUAAUCUGGUUUGCUAAAUAAUAAACUGAAGCUGAGUAAUAGUAACUCUAGAGACCCGUGGAUUCGAUAUUUAUCACUUGAACCACUAUACUGCAGUCCCUUCCAUUGGUUACACUUGGCCAUUGUUAGGUGUUGUGUCAUAGCGAGUCAAGUUUUUAGCGCCGUUGCCGGGGACUUUUUAGAGUAUUAGGAAAGGCAGAUAGCGUUUUUCUUUUCUUUUCUUUUCCACCCUUGCUUUUCACUUGGGUGUUUUUGUUUUUGUUGGUGCAGAUCUGAAUCAUGGAUCCUCAUGGCUUCUCCAACAAUUGGGGGUAUCCACCACCACCCGAGUGGUAUUACCCCGAGACUCCCUGGAGCAAUCAAGGAGGAGAAGACUAUGGAUUCGGGUUCCAUACCAACCCCCUUACUACGGAGAACAACCGGACCCCUGGGCAUAUCAAGAACAACUUCAUUACCAAGAAGAAUUUCUCCCACAACCAGAAGGGCCAUCGGCGCUGGAGUUACCCAUGGCGGCCUUCACGGGCCAUUCUGCAGAGCCAUGCUACACUCCACAGCCAGAUCCAAACUACGAUUUGAGGCUUCUCAUGGAGAGAUCAUGCUCUAGGAUGGAUCAUUGUGUCCAGGCUUUUCGUGAAACAGAGGAGAUCCUCCUGAGCCUUAAGAAGAGCGUCGAUGAUCUUGAGCGAUCUUGGGCACAACCUGCUCCAGAUCACCCUUCUGCUACCAUACAAGAAGAGGAGGAGGAAGAAGAAGGCUACAAGGACAUUGUAGAGCACACUGAAGUUGUCACGGAGAGCUCCCGUGAUAAUCAUGAUCAGGAGUGUCAUGUCGUAGCCGACCACACCUUCCCACACCCCAAACUGAGCUUUGAAGAGGCGGGCAUGAGUGAGGAGAUGCAAGAAGAUCUCAUAAAAGAAAUUGCUUGGCAACUUGCUCUCCAAUCCGUGCUAGAAGAAGAAGAGCAAGAAAGGGUGCAGAAAGAAGUUGUGGAGGAUGACGAAAGUGAAGCUGGAGGAGUUCUUGAUCAUUUCCCAGGGGUGAUACCACAUGAAGAAGGAAGGGAGGUUGAAGAAGCAAUUGGCGUCCAGGCUGAGGACGAAGUUGAGGUGGAAGAGGCUUGCACCGGCCAUGAGUUACAUGUGAUAUCUCCACCAAACUUCGAGGAACUGCUUAGCAAGGACCCAUUUGUAGUGUCUCUUUGCCAGACCAAGGCCACAUCGACAUCGGUCCCUCUUGGUGGACGCGAUGGUGGCCAAUCGAUGCUGUCUUAUCUGGUUUGGGGCAAUGAGACGAGAGAAGAGAAGAAGAGGUCUCGAGGGUGGAGACUUCAUCUGCAUCAAGUGCACGAGCUUCCAUCACUAGUCAUACCACAUGCUCGUGACUUGCGACUCCACCUCAUUGAUGAGAACCUCAACUUCAAGGAGGUUCUAGCAUGGAUCGAAACUUAGGAGCCAUCGUCCGGCUCACGACGUGAAAGAAGCGCUUGUUGGGAGGCAACCCAACCAGUCUGUUUGCAUUUCUUUCUCUAUUUCUCCUCGGUUGAGUCAGUUUUGCUAUUUGAUUUUAGAGUCAAUAACUCAACCUUUGUGAGAUUUUGUGUGGUGUUUGUGUUCUGAUUACUCUCUCUUUCUGGAAUGCACUGCCUGACCCAUUCAUCAUCAUUUACCCUUGAUCUGGUAACUUCGUUCUAUCCUCCUUAUCUUUCCUCCAUUGAGGACAAUGUCGUGCUUAAGUGUGGGGGGAUGUUCGAUUAUGUAUGCGGGUGAAUGUUUGGCUGUUUGUGUGCUUGGAGCCUAGUCCACUGUCCAAAUAUUUAAAUUUGAGGGCUCCAAGUACGUGUUCCUUGCAAUUUCCUGCUCAGUAUGCUUUGAAUUAACAGUCUUUAUAGUAAUAUGCAACCUAGGGAGGUAGUGUAGCACUAUGGAGGAUGUUGAUGCAUUUAAGAAGUCUCAUUGCUUCUUCAUAUUGUGUUGGUUGAUUGAGUGAAUUAGUGAUCUUAGGACCCUUGAAUUGUGUGGUGUUGUGGACUCUCUACCUGUCAUGGACUCUUGUUUCAUGUUUUGAGUUUAACAGGUGCUCGAAAAUGUGCUUCAAAAUAACGUCUCCCGUGCGAAUAGGGCGAAAGUGUGUAAGGGGAGACGGGAUUCGUUCCCAAUUUCCACCUACUAUCUCCAGCCCCCUUACAUGUCUUUCCCUUGCACGAGGCUCGAGACAUCCGCUCCUGGCAUGGCCGGUAAGAGCAGGUUGGGAUCCUUAAAAAAAAAAAAAAAUAACAGAAAACAAGCAAAACAGAAAGAAAAGGGGUUCCAACCAUCUUCAAGAAGAAAAUAGAGCACCUUGAAAAAU
Messenger RNA from Linum trigynum, 7351 nucleotides. NCBI's taxonomy places the organism in Eukaryota, Viridiplantae, Streptophyta, Magnoliopsida, Malpighiales, Linaceae. The record is from the annotation of a GenBank genome assembly.